CAGUUGAAGUGAGCUGGUGCUACACAUUUGCAAGGGGUCCACUCAUCGGGUCCCGGCAUAACUAAAUUCCGUCGCUAUUGGAACUUUUUUAUUUCGCAAGCUCCGAAGCAUUUGGAAGACAUCAUUUCUUGUAAAUUUAAGUCAUUCGCGAUGGGUUCAAGCGCGAGGAAAAAGAAGGAAAAGAAGAAAGACUUCCAGGUAUGCAUCACACUCUUUUUUCUCAAACAUAGUUAACCCAAUCUUCCUAGAAAGUAAAACUUCGAGUGGGCAAGACUAAGGCCAAGGCCGACAACUUUACGGACACCAGUUUCAAAUCCAAAUCAAUUGUUGUAAACCAGCAAUCUCUCACAACUUCUGCGCCUUCAAAUGUUGUACAGUUUACUCAUUAUCUUUCACUGGCAUCCAGUUCAAGAUCGGACACCCAGCGAAAGGAUGCGCUCUCAUUUCUCACAACGCAACUCUCUUCACAGCCUGUGAACGAAGCAAUACCUCUCCCAACCGCUGUUAUCCUCCCGAAACUCUUACCUCUAAUCCUUGAUGGAAAUGCCUCUGUACGAUCACAGCUCCUCAAAUUUCUCCGACUUCUGCCACCUGCGGAUAUUGGUGAUCGAGUGGAAUCUGCCUUAUUAUAUACAAGAGCUGGUAUGACGCAUUUGGCUACAGAGAUUCGUGUCGAUGCUUUAGCUGUGUUAGAAUGGCUCCUUCAAGUUGCGGGUGAUGACGUGGUUUCAUGUCCAGGUGGGUGGGUGAAAACAUUGAAAAGUUUCAUGUCAAUGAUAGGCUGGACUACGAGCAGCGCAACGUCAAAAUGGUCGUCUGCAAGUAGAGUUAGCUUUGGAAUAAGUAGGACUAGCUUUGAGAAGUCGGGAAAAACUCUUCCAAGACAAUUAUUGGUGCUUUCCCAGUUUCUUAAGGCUGGCCUUAUGGAACCAGAUAUGGCUGCGCAACCAACAACGAGUGGUAAUCACUUUCCACUUUUUGAUGUCGAGCGACAUAUGAUACCCUCGAGGGCAAAUGCAUAUGCACAUCUCAAUCUAUUUGGAUCAUCCAGAGACGAAGAAGGAGAAAUGUAUAUUGACCGGGAAGAUCGUCAAAGAGUUUUUCACAAAAGAUUUCAGGCAGACGUGGUCAUUGGAGUAGAACAUGCUAAAAGAGAAGCAGGUGAAGCUGGCAGAGCUGCAGCAGUCCUCACAAAAGUUCUACGAGAUGGUAUGGAUGAUUAUAGUGGCGUUGAUGAUACCCAAUAAAAGGACUUCAAGGUGGAGUUCAAGGUGUUUUACCAGAAUAUUGUAUACAAUGCUGUUCGAUUCAUUUCAUCUACUUGUCUCAUAUCUCGUCCUGAGCUCUGGCGUAUCACCGCCACUUCCUCUUGUACAUUGUGCUCGCCAAUACUAGGGUAGGAGCUAUAGGAAUGUCAGAAGUACAAUCAGAUUUGCCCUUCAAGCAUCUUUCUUUUGUAUCUAGUACUCUGGGCGUAUAAAAUGUAUUAGUAGUAGUAACGAAAUCUUUGAGACGUUAGCAAUGCGGAACUUCUGGUGUUCUGCUAAUCUCAGAGAUCUGAAAAGUUUGGAUUUCAUCCCAGACAAUGAAGGAAUUUCAAUCUUUCAUACCAUAUGAUUUCCGGCAUCCCUUGAGGGCUUAGAAUUAUUCAAAUAUCAUCC
Molecule: messenger RNA, 1661 nt
Organism: Sclerotinia trifoliorum
Lineage: Eukaryota; Fungi; Ascomycota; Leotiomycetes; Helotiales; Sclerotiniaceae
Source: the annotation of a GenBank genome assembly